AUGACGCCAAAGGUCAGGGCGGAAAGCGGCAUUCUCCUCAAAGUCAUAGAGAAUCAGGAGCAGGCAGCACGUCCCUCUCCGGCCUGGUCAGAAUCAUCAGCCUUUUCGGCACACGCUCUAGAAUUCAUCGGGUUUUCCUCGCUCGAGCUGUCAGAGACGGAAGAGAAACAGCCAACGUCGCCUCAGCACCCUUGUCUUCGUAAGACGCGACCCAUCCGUUAUCUGGAUGAAAAAGAUCCGCUCGUCAGGGGAAUUGGUCUCAAGCUUUUGGCUAAAAAGGGCCAUAUAAACCUUGCCUCCAUUCCUACUCCAGAUCCAGGAUUCGGAUACGGAAAACAUGCUACGCCAGCAGUUGCCUAUCGCAAAUUCAAGGAGACUGGAAUCGAACCCACUGACGUGAAAGUUGCAUUACCAGUGGGAGAAGACUUGUGUAUUCAUCCCAUCUUCUACCGUGAGAUGUGGGAAACACAAGAGUUGGCUAGCCGCUCACUCCCUCACUGGGAUAAUCUGAAACCAGUCUGGCAGCUUGCCACUCUUCUGUUAGAGGAGAAGGCCAUGUCUGGCUUUCUGUGCGGUAUGUUGGAUCAUACAAGUCAUCAUGAGAUUCGAGCACCCAUGGCCGCUCACAAGCUUUCAGAUGCCCGAGACCAUCGCACAAUGUUCGUAUAG
Molecule: messenger RNA, 669 nt
Organism: Aureobasidium melanogenum CBS 110374
Lineage: Eukaryota; Fungi; Ascomycota; Dothideomycetes; Dothideales; Saccotheciaceae
Exons: 1
Coding region: 1-669 (222 amino acids)
Source: RefSeq, a predicted model, not a curated record